CUGGCGUGGGAUCGGUCCCUGCUGCCUCAUCUGGAAUAACGUCGGGAGAAAUCCAGAAAUUUCAUUAGGAGGGUGUUUGUCAUUUAAGGAGUGCGAACAGUGUUGAUAAUAAUAAUCCAAACGUUUCCAUCGGAACAGGGGGGUUUCUGUACUUUGCAGAAGCCAGAGCAGACAUAUUCCGAUAGAGAUUCUCCAAAAAAAUAUAGGCUGUAAUAAGGAACCAUGGGAAAGCAGAACAGCAAGCUGACUCCCGAGGUGAUGGAGGAUCUGGUGAAGAACACAGAGUUUAACGAACACGAGCUGAAGCAGUGGUACAAAGGCUUCCUGAAAGACUGCCCCACUGGCAGGCUGAAUCUGGACGAGUUCCAGCAGCUCUAUGUCAAGUUCUUCCCUUAUGGCGAUGCAUCAAAGUUUGCACAGCACGCCUUCAGGACCUUUGAUAAAAACGGGGACGGGACCAUUGAUUUCCGAGAGUUCAUCUGCGCUCUGUCCAUCACAUCCCGCGGCAGCUUCGAGCAGAAACUCAACUGGGCCUUCAACAUGUAUGACCUGGACGGCGACGGCAAAAUCACCAGAGUGGAGAUGCUGGAGAUAAUCGAGGCUAUCUACAAAAUGGUGGGCACUGUGAUCAUGAUGAAGAUGAACGAGGACGGCCUGACACCACAGCAGAGGGUGGACAAGAUCUUCGGCAAGAUGGAUAAGAACAACGACGACCAGAUCUCGUUGGACGAGUUCAAGGAGGCGGCGAAGAGCGACCCGUCCAUCGUGCUCCUGCUGCAGUGUGACAUGCAGAAGUGAGCCUCUUACCCCGCUCGCUCCUCUCCCCCCCGUCAGUAAUCCACACACUCUGGACAGCAGCACAUGUUUUAAUGUCUCAUUAGGUUCUCUGCCAUUUCCACAGGAAAAACAAAAAACAAAACAAACAACAAUGCUUGGACGAUUUUUCAAUGGACUCGCUUCUUGUGGUUGUAUGCAUGAGAAUGUCAAAUGCUGAAUAAUUUUGAAUAUAGCUAUACGAUAUCAUACAUUUAUAUUUCAAAAACAUGCCAAUGUGAUUUGUGCACAGUAACCCUAUACAUUCCCAUUCAACCUUAGCUUGUAAAUCAGUGGAGCACUGCAUUCAAUUAUGUUCCUGCAGUAUUUAGGAUCCCCAGUGUUCACUGCUGCUACUACUGUACGCUUUACAUAAUAGUAACAAAACAAUAACUCCUAUGAUAAUUGUAACUGUCUCUGCUAUCCAGACUUGUUGAGCUCUUGGAGAAUAGAGAGGCUCCUGUCUGUUCCAGAUGUUUUCACACGAUGGAACCAAGAAGAGUAGGUUCU
Messenger RNA from Anoplopoma fimbria (sablefish), 1323 nucleotides. It is a transcript of the gene vsnl1b, whose product is annotated as visinin-like 1b. The transcript has 4 exons. Gene Ontology annotation, molecular function: calcium ion binding. Bases 223 to 798 code for a protein of 191 amino acids. The record is from RefSeq and is a predicted model, not a curated record. NCBI's taxonomy places the organism in Eukaryota, Metazoa, Chordata, Actinopteri, Perciformes, Anoplopomatidae.